This is a messenger RNA of Trichobilharzia regenti, 994 nucleotides long. Lineage: Eukaryota; Metazoa; Platyhelminthes; Trematoda; Strigeidida; Schistosomatidae. The record is from the annotation of a GenBank genome assembly.
GCAGCUCUUUUACAAAUACUUUAAUAUGUUAUAAAAAGACAUUAAUUCUUAUUUAACUAUUAAAAUCUUUGAAAUGGAUUCUAACGAACUAGCUGAUAAUCCAUUCACCUCCGAAAAUGGAAGAAGUCGGUUUUCAUUUCGCGAUUCAGGCGAGGAAAUUCAAUCCAAAGUUGAGUGUUGUGGUCAUAAAACGUGCCAUUUAGACCGUUAUAACCUUAUUAGCAGCGUUAAACCCUUUACUUCAAGGCCUUACACUUUAUAUAAAGUGAUCGUUACAACUGCAGAUAUUCACGGAGCUGGUACAUCUGCUCAGAUCUACAUCACACUCAAAGGUGAAUGGGGUUCGUCAACGCGUCAGAAGCUAAGAAAAAGCAAAACUAUUUUGAAGGAAUCACGCUUGCAUCUAUUCCCUGGGUCAACACACACAUUCUCUGUGGUUUCUCCUGAUCUCGGUGCAUUGCAGUCUGUAUUUAUCGAGCACGAUAGUUUACGGAAAAGUGACAGCUGGCUUUUGGAAAGUGUACAAGUUCUACAUCCUUUGACAAAAAAGCGUUACAUGUUUAUCUGUAACCAUUGGUUUUCGUUAUACAAAGAAGAUGGAUUAAUUGCACGUGAACUAUUUGGAAUCAGGAGUGCUAAAACAAGUAAACUGUGAUAUAAACCAUUAACUAACCUUACACUCGACAAUAAUUUUAAAAUUUUUAGAAUACUCCAUAGUUACUGUAACAGGUGAUCAAGAAGGAGCCGGGACAAACAGCAAAGUGUAUAUAACAAUUUAUGGAAGAACUGGUAUCACGCCAAGAAUUGAAUUAAGCCAAGAAAAUAAAAGUUCUGGAAAGGAUAUACUGUGUGCACCUUUUGGACGUGGUACAAGUUCAAAAUUUAUUGUUAAAGCGCCUAACGUCGGUGCAAUAACCAAUAUUCGUAUCAAGCAAGAUGGAUUAGGAAAUGAACCAGACUGGUUUUUGGAACGUGUUGUAGUCACAGAUUUGUC